This is a messenger RNA of Strongyloides ratti, 744 nucleotides long. RefSeq names its product Zona pellucida domain-containing protein. The transcript is spliced from 3 exons. Bases 1 to 744 code for a protein of 247 amino acids. Lineage: Eukaryota; Metazoa; Nematoda; Chromadorea; Rhabditida; Strongyloididae. The record is from RefSeq and is a predicted model, not a curated record.
AUGAUCUACCUUUUUCUAAUAAUUAUAUUUGUCUUAGAAAAGUUAACUUUUUCAUUAAAUAAUAAAAUAAUAGGGGUACCAGAAGUUGAAUGUACUCCACAAGAGAUUACUGUAUGGUUUUCAACAUUAAAAAUUUUUAAAGGAAAAAUAUAUAGUAUUGGAUAUAAAAAUGAUUCUGAAUGUAUUGGUAAGCAUACUGGUAUCAAAAUAACUUUUAUACAUAUUAAACGAAAUUCAUGUGGUAUGAUUGUAGAAAAAGAGGCAAUAACAAAUAAUUGGAAAUUUUCCAUUAAACUAACUGUUUCAUUUAAUCCACACUUUACAACAAAAGCAGAUCAUUCUUAUUUAGUUACAUGUAGAUUUAAAUUCAUGCCAAAAGUUAAUCUUCCAGUUACAACAAAACCAUCAUAUCCUAAAAUAUCAAAUGGGAUAUUAGCUUGUUCAUAUAAAAUAGUAAAUAAAACAUUAGGAACUCAUCAAUAUAUUUGGAAAUGUCCAGAACCUUUGAAUUUUGGUAUUUGUUUAAGACUUACUAAUUGUAAAGUAAAAAAUAAAAUUUCAAAUAAAAUUGUUGGAACAAUUAAUUCUUUUGGAUGUGCAAGUAACAAUAAAUAUAGUUUAGAUUAUUCACAAGUAAAUUUAUUAAAAAUAACAAAAAUAGUGUCAAAAAAAAUUUUUAUUGAAAACUGUAAUUUAGAGUUACGAAAAAAGAAAAAUAAUUCAUGUCCGCUUCCUGUUUGUUAA